This is a messenger RNA of Gekko japonicus, 843 nucleotides long. It is a transcript of the gene PCBD2, whose product is annotated as pterin-4 alpha-carbinolamine dehydratase/dimerization cofactor of hepatocyte nuclear factor 1 alpha (TCF1) 2. Gene Ontology annotation, molecular function: 4-alpha-hydroxytetrahydrobiopterin dehydratase activity. NCBI's taxonomy places the organism in Eukaryota, Metazoa, Chordata, Lepidosauria, Squamata, Gekkonidae. The coding region runs from base 48 to 455 and encodes 135 amino acids. The transcript is spliced from 4 exons. The record is from RefSeq and is a predicted model, not a curated record. Gene Ontology annotation, biological process: tetrahydrobiopterin biosynthetic process.
CGCAGGCGCUUGGCGGCCGGAGGGGGCGGGGGUCCAAGCUAAAGUCCAUGACAGGCGGUGCGCGGUUGAGGUGCCUGUGGCUGCUCCGGGUGGGACCGGCGGCUGUGGCACGACGGGGCAGCAGCAGGAGCACGUUCGCCGCUAUGUCUUUACAGUCUCACCGGCUGACUACAGAAGAAAGGAACCAAGUUUUAUAUGACCUGAAAGCUGCAGGAUGGUCUGAGCUAAGUGAAAGGGAUGCUAUAUACAAAGAAUUCAACUUCAAAACUUUCAAUCAGGCUUUUGGCUUUAUGACUCGAAUUGCUCUGCAAGCUGAAAAGAUGAAUCAUCACCCUGAGUGGUUUAACGUGUACAGUAAGGUCCAGAUAACUCUCAUUUCCCAUGACUGCGGAGGGCUGACAAAACGAGAUGUCAAGCUGGCUCAGUUUAUUGACAAAGCUGCUGCAUCUGUCUAACAAUGAGGUGUUGAAAUUAUCAUGGAACUGCAGUUCUUUCUAUAUGAGACAUUUCUUCACUCUUCUCUGUUUCUGUGAUUUUGAGCCUUAAAUUACCCCCUUCCUUUGAGGUUAUGCCUCGUAUAUGCCAGUCUGCUGUAGACAGAUCCUGAGAUUGAAGUAUGUGUUCAGAAAGAUUUCCUAGGCAUAUAGAAUAAAAAGGACUGUGGUACUCAGAAGCCCUUCUUUAUCCUCUGUUCUUGGGAGGGACAUAUUCUACGAAUGGUAGCUGGCCUCCUCCUACUUCAGACUCUGAUUCACAAAAGGAAAAAAUGUGGGUGCCCAGGUAACCCUCCAGUCUUGGGGGAAUGCUGUCACCAGCCUGUGUAUGAAUGUAUACUACUCUAGA